Molecule: messenger RNA, 2415 nt
Organism: Prorocentrum cordatum
Lineage: Eukaryota; Dinophyceae; Prorocentrales; Prorocentraceae
Source: the annotation of a GenBank genome assembly
UGUAUCUCCUCCUCCUCCUUCGUAGCCAUUUUGGCUCUAGCAAUUUUCGGUGAUCUCGAACGUCUGGGUCGACCAAACCAUCUCGCAAUCUUUACCCCGGGGGUAGUGGCAACUAAGCAGCGACGGCCAUGGCGAUUACCGCGUCUGCUCUUAGCCAUUUGAUCUCUUUCGAGGCUGCUCACAUUACGAGCCACCAGCAGGUCUCUGGCGGCGGGGAUGAGCUCAAGCUGGUGAAGGAGCUCGGCAUAUCCGCCAUUUGCAUUGUGGGUGGUGCUAUCCUCUGCAUGCUGAAGAAGUUUCCUCAGCUGAUGACGCCGGGCCUUCUGAUUAUCUUCUUCGGCGCCCAGACUGGCAUGAACAUGUACAUGAAGGCAGUUUUUUCGUCCGCCACCGUCCUCAAUCCAGCGCCCGCGGAGUACUGUGCAGAUGCGGGGGAUUCAUGCGCUUGGAUGGGCUUCCAGGCCUCGUUCUUCGUUACCGGGAUACAGCAAUUCGGCGGGUUCGUCAUUUUCUGGUUGCUCUUCCUCCCCGCGAAGGCGCUCGGCUUCAACAAGUUGGGAGACAAAGAGAUCGAGAUCAAGAGGCUGACCUCCAAGAAUGAGGUCAUCGCGGUGCUGUGCUUCGCGGCAAGUUUCACGAUGAACAUCGCCUUGAACAACAUGUCCAUGGCGCUCAUCCCCUUGACGCUGAAUCUCAUCAUCCGCUCGUGCCUCCCCCUCUCGACCUUCCUCGCACAGUGGCUCCUCACCAAGUACACGACAGGCGAGGGGAAGCCUUGCAAGGCCAUCGAGAUCGGGUUGAUGAUGCUGGGUGCUGCAAUGAUGUGCGUGUGCGUCUGGGCCAAGAUUGCCGCCGAGGCCGAGGGCGAGUCCCACAAGAAGGCGGGAGCUGGCGAGUCCGCGAAGACCGUGAUCGGCGUCAUAUACUGCGUGGUGUCCCUGUUCUCGGGGAGCGUCAACCUGGCGCUCGCUGGGAUCCUGAAGACCUCCGUGAAGCUGGACGGGUUCAACACCGUGGUCUACAAUUCCAUUCCCGCCGCGAUCAUCCUCCUCCCUUUCGUGUUCUUGCUGCAGCACCCCGUGAAGCACUGGGACGGGGUCGGCUACACGAACGACGCCUGGGUCGUGGGUCAGGUCUGGGAGCACAGCAAGUCCACAUUCAUCUUCGGCGCCAGCUCUGCCCUGGCCUCGCUGGUGUACAACAUCCUGCAGUUCAGCAUCGUGCAGUACCUGUCGGCCACCCACGUCGCGUUCGCGGGCAACUUCAACAAGGCCGCCACCGUUCCGCUCGCCCUGCUGGUUGGCAUUGACCACCUGCCGCAGGCGCCGUACGGCUUCAUCAUGGUCGUCUCGGCCAUCAUCAACAUCAUCUCGUUCGCCGCGUACAACGUGGUCUCCGGCGGUGCUGGAGGCCACGGCGGUGGCGGCGCCAGCAAGGAGGCGGUGAAGGAGAAGGAGCUCAUCAAGGACGCCGAGAGCAGCGACGACGACGACGACGACGAGGACAGCUCGGAGGGCGGCUGCUGCUGAGGGGGCGCGGCGGGGCGCGGAGGAGGCGCAGGCACGUCGGCCAGCGACUGGCAGCCCAAGCUCGCGCGACGGUGCUGCCAGCCGCAGCACCUCUGGAGCAUGCCGCCCUCGGGGCCGCGGCCUCUCUGACGGGCCAAAUUAAUCGGCCCAUCACUCCCCGACACUUUUUUCCAUCUGGACCUGUGACCGGCCUGCACGGCUCCCGGGCAGCCGCGCGGGGCCGUGGAAAUCUCCACGGCUCUAUGCGCGGCCGGAGCGCCGCAUUCAGUUCCAGCCGGGCCAACUUCCCCUAAAUGUGGCAGCUCUCCUGGUGUCCCCGUGAGCGCAAGCCCGCAUCGUACCAGAUGCUCUUCCCAGUUUAGAUGCCCUGCAUUCGCGCUUGCACCUCUUCCCUCCUCGACCUUGAGUUAGCAGGCGCUCAUAGUCCGAGGCGUUGCUACCGAGCCUCCCUCUGGCCUCCGCUGGUUCGCCAGAGUUCAGGCUUUGCAGUUGUACGGCCCUGUUGGGCCCUCCUCUGGCCUCCCAUGGUCCGCCAGGGUUUGGGCCCUGCAGGUGCGAAUUCUGAUAAUGCCGCGCUCGCUGGCGGCUGACGCAGGCCUCUAUUGGCCCGUCUGCCUCUCGUGGCCGCUCGUGGGCUGGACAAUGGCCAUCCGUCAGAGUGCUCCCUGCCAAGCCGGGCACGUACCCGACGAAGGAAGGGGGCGAUUCAGACUCCCACACCAUCGGAAGCUGAGUGUCGCACACUGAAAGAACACAACGAAACAACUCUUCCCCCUACUCCUUCUGUCGCCGUCGUCGCCUGUCGUGCUUGCUUGCUUGCCUGCUUCCUUGCUUGCCUGCUUGCCUGCUUGCUUGCUUGCCUGCCUGCCUGCAGAAGCAAGUCAGG